Pocillopora meandrina is the source of this 15810-nucleotide messenger RNA. NCBI's taxonomy places the organism in Eukaryota, Metazoa, Cnidaria, Anthozoa, Scleractinia, Pocilloporidae. The record is from the annotation of a GenBank genome assembly.
AUGAAUAAAGAGAAAAGUACCUCGAACAAUGUACUCCAAGGUUUUUUCAAAGAUUGGUCAAAAUUGCUUAUAAGAGUUAAUCUGUACAAACCUCAAGAUUCAGAAGCUGAGCGAAGAUAAAUCCACUUAUAGAAACAAAGGAAGAAGAAUCUAUAUUAGCGCUCUCCAAUCCUUUAUCGUUUAACUCGCAAAUCCGAUUUCCAUCCUCCUCCCCGUAGUUUAUGGAGCGGCACCGUGGAGUUCUUCUCAGACAGAGUUGUGCGCACGAUAAGACACUAGACGCCUUCAGACGAUCAGUGACAUGGCCGUCUAGAUAACGAUCUUUCACAGUCUUAAGGAAGGAUGAGUGGCCGUGAAUAGCUGUCUUUAAAGACGACAUAGAAGCAGUAACGGCCAGUGUUAUCAAAGCAGCUUUCAUGGUUGUACCUACACCACGUAAGAACAAUACAAAACAUUGAUGAUCAUGAACAUAUGAGUCAGCUUUAUGAAACUUUACUUACUUCCAUUGGGCCAGUAUGAUAGACUUGAUUUAGAAGAAACAAUGCGGUAGUCCUAACAGCAGUUCUAUAAUUUUACUUUUCUUUAACUGACGGCGCGUCAUAUAGAUCAUUUUCAGUCACGUGAUCUCAGUUUAAUUGGCCGCCAUAUUGGUACACAUCACUUGCCUGUAAACAUAUGACCCACAAGUUGUGUUUACGAUAAAAAAAUGGUUUUCCGCGCGAAUUUUGGUUGUGGGACCCGAAGUGGUCGUGAUAAAGGAAUUAGUAUGGCAAAAAUACCUUCAAUUAUUACUAAUCGAGGAGAAGAAGUACGGAAACUUUCCACGGCCGGGUCACGGUCUACGGUAAACAUUUUAUCUCCGGAAAAACAGCUAAACUAUGGGACCGUUACGAUCCAGAUUGGGUUCCGACCCAAAAUCUAGGUAAUCAGAAAUGUGGUUCUGUCGAAAAGCUUCAAUCCGAUCUUGAAGUUCCCACCAAGCGAGACGAGAGAGCCAGAGGUCGUGAGCUGAAACGUGUUGCAGGAGAACGUGAAAGGAAGCCACGGGAAGAAAUCGAGUUCAAAAAACAAAUACUUGAUGAACCAGGAGAAAAAAGUUAUUGACAUUUCCUUCGAUGUCGAAUCAGCAGUUGGCACCAAGCUCAGCAAUACAGGCCCUUGUUUUUCAUUUUCUGAGGUCAAAAUAAAAGUUUUCCAUUUCCGCUUGUGUCGGCGCUGGCACCUCCGGUUUCUUAACGGGGCUUUCAGUGAAGACUUUCGAGUUGUCAGAAACCUGAAGUCCCUCACUGAGAUUCUCUAUCGUUUCAUCGACGUCAGCUUUCAUUUUCUUAGCGGAUUUAAAGUUAAUAUGUCGGACACGAGAGUAUUCCACCUUGUUUGCGGAACUGGGAAGUAUCAUAGGGCACCUAAUUUGCUUACAGGAAAGCCUUCCAUUAACCUUUGUCCAAGCCUCAAAGUAAAAUAGCACAUUAGCUAUGAGCGAACAUGAUUCGGCGAGGCCUGCCUUGCAUCCCAAACAAUGAGAGUAGUUUAUUGUCCCAUCCUUCGUGGUAAUAAACCAGAUUUGAUUGUAGGCCUCGAGACUGCGGAAGGCUUUGUUUUUGCAUAUAAUAGCUAGUCUCGAGAACCAAAUAGCAUAGAAAAUCAGUUGAUUCCAUUGGCGGUAAGCAAUCAGACUCGAAGCGUCUCCCAUCUAUCAAAACAGGAUUGGUUCCGAGAGUCGAGAUCUUCUUUAGAUAACGCUCUCUGACUUUUACAUCCAGUUUUUUAACGUAUUAGACAGUUGAAUUUUGACGACAUGGUCUGGAUCAGACGAAGGUAUAGCAAUUUUUUCGGUAGACGCCAUAAGUUUAAUUUUUUUCGAUUUUCGGAACUAUAAAUCUGGACCGUGUUCGCAUAUCGUGACUCACAUGUGCACCAACAUGGCGGAAAUUAAUUCUGUGACGUCACGUGAAAACGGUCAAUAGUGAGCCUUUCUGUAACUAUUUCGUCAGCUUUCCCUUUUAUUUUCCUUUUGGUUCGUGAAUCUUGAAACUAGUCAGCCUUUCCAAUUUCAAACUCAUGUUGUCCCAUUUCUCUGUACCUUUAGAUUGUUGGCUGUGAAAAGAAACUGGAUCAAUAUCAGUAUCUGGGCAACUGCCCACCUACCCUCCCCUAACCCAACACUAACCUUAACUUGUUGUCAAUUGACUGUUGUUGAGUUAGGGGAGGGGUAGGUGUGCAGUUGCCUAAAUACUGAUAUUGAUCCAAGAAACCUUAAAAAAGGCUCGAAGUAAGCAAACCAUACGGCAUUUUUUUAACUGGCUCUUAGUUUCCCUUUUCAGCAUGACCUGCCUCCUGAAAUAAUAUUUUUUCAAUUGACCUCUACUGAAUUCUUAGCACGUUGUUAAAAAGAUACCAACAUUAACAGACAAAUGUAUUUUUUUCCAAUUUAUUUAUACUUGUCUUUUUCGUGUAUCUGAUUUCUUUUAUUUUCAAAGUGUCUGUAAAUUGUCAUAAGGAGUUUUCAAACUUAGCGGACACUACGAAAAUAGAAGCGAUCCUCGCAGUUAUGAAUACUACUGAAGUAAUAGUGAAAUUAAGACCUGAAAAAAUUCAGGCCCAUACGGGAUUUGAACUCAGACCUCUGCGAUACCGGUGCAGCGCUGUACCAACUGAGCUGUUAUGUUGGUUACAAAUAAACCCUAGCUCCAUGUGGUGAGCCAGCGAACACUUUAGUCAGUCCAAUGCGUAUAACACAUUUCCUCAACUUGAACUUGUGACGAGCAAAUAGCCUAUACAUCGGCAGAAAUAUUGGACAAGAUGGCGGCCGCGCUUGCGUAUUUCGUCCAUAAUGGCGUCCAAAUAAUAUAAGAAACUGUAUGGAAAUUUGUAAAAAUUUCUAAAAUGUAUCAAUCAGGAGCUCAUGGUCCCGUCUGCUCUCGAUCGAGACAUAUUCAGUACUGAUUCUGCUAUUCAUCAAACCUCACAGGGACUCGAUAAAUAAAAACCCGUUACUUCCCGAGCCAGUUCUUUUGUCAUUGAUCAUUGACCUUGGUCGCCAUACAGUUCUUCAAAAUCCGUCGUUCUCCAUCCCAAACACUCGCCUCUUACAGGAAAGUGCAUCAAUAAAGUCAACUGCUCUCGAUCGAAUUGACUGCUACAUAGUUCGAAGCGUCCGAAUAUCCUGUAAAAUUGCCAUUUCCUCCCAUCAAAAAAGUUCCCAACGCGCCAGAAUAUCCCUUAUUUUCCAUGUUGAGUAAGUGACGAGACGCCAUGUUGAAAACUAUACCUGAAAUAGUUAAACACGAGCAACGCUGAUCUUCGAAUCGUCGGCCAUAUUUGUUUAUGUUCUUGCAGGGAAAUAAAUUAGUUCUCGGUUCUUUUCGGAAUAAAAAUAUGCCAGGCAUUGAAUACAAAUUCAGUAGUCUUAGCGCGAAAAUUAAAUUAAAGCAAAUCAAAAUUCUGACAUCAUGUCAUCGCUCUGCCUCGAAAAAUCCCAAAGAUUUACUUGUAGGCCUUCUUUUCUUUUUCUUUUCAUCAAAUAGAAGAUCUGCGGUGCUCAAAUCGUAUAUGUCAUGGUACGAAACACUCUUCUUUGCAGAUCGAGCCGUGAUUGCCGCCAUAUUGAAUUCUCUUGAUAUUCUAUUGUUCCGGAAUGUAAUACGAUAUACCACUGAUAAUUGUUAGCGGGCUCGAAAUGUCCUUGAUUUCUGGCGAUGGUAUUCGUGAUUCUCUAAUGAAAAAGAAACUGAACCAAAUUUUUUCUUCAUUUCUUUUCGGCCAAAACUCAGUGCUUAAUACGUACCGAUGCUGAUUGCAGCUCGUUCAUGAGAGUGCCUGAUGUCACUUAUCGUUGAAAGUUUCUCACUAGGAAUUGCUUAAAUCUUUAGAACUGAUGGCAUUGAAUUGCAUCUUCGAGAAAUAACUUCCGCUAGGCUUUGACUAACCCUUUUCGCCCCAACCAACGAGUUUUCAUCCACAGACUUUGAUCUCGCCAGCUUGAAGUGAUAUGUAUUUUUAGCAUCUUUGCCAUCAUUGGAUAAAUUUCUGUUCGUAGGUUUCUUUCUGGGUACACGUUCAAUAUGCACCGUGACAGUUCGAAAGACAGGCUGGAUUACCACAUGCAUGUUGUUAUAAUUUGUUAGGGCUGGACAUGACAUUCUUCUAUUCAUCAUUACAGCAUCUGGCUCUACACCUUUGCAAUUGGUGUUCAAUCGAUGAAGUGUCCCCGCUGUCCAAGCGUGUGAUAGUGAGUGGCUUCGAGCUUGUUUGGUGUGAACGAGUUCCCUGACUUCAAAUGAGGCUCGAGAACCACGGUGUACCCUGGUACGGUCUUGAAUGAAAACUGUAGGUUGAAUUUCCUGCCGUUUUCCAUACCUUAGCAGGGUUAGUGCAAUGUUUCUAUAGAGUGUGUUUCUAUAAAAAUAUAGUAGAGGAUUCACUAAAGAGUUUAAUUGAAGGAAAAUUUCUGCCCAACGGAAAAUUGAAUUCUCCCUGAAAAAUGGCAAUAUUGGUGCUAAAUAAUUUACAACGAUAAAAGGAACACUAGAAACGAAGAAGGCAGCUGUUAGCAGAAGCAAUGUAAUAGUAACUCUUCUUUCCGUUCUUGCUCUGUUUGCAGCAACCAUUUGGCUUAGGUUCCUUCGCUUCUGGUUCAGUGUUUUGAUGCCAACCAUGCCAUAGAAAAACAACAGAAGUAAAACGCCGAUAGACAAAACUGUCCCAUAGAUGAUAUCAAUAACCAGAAUGACCUCAUAACGAACACCAGUGACCUUUAGUGCUGUAAAUAUCGCAUUUACUGCAAGGGCUACGAUCCAUGUAAUUACCACAUAUCUCUUGACGAGUUUCUUGGUUAUUUUAGUCCUGUACUCUAAAUAUUUAACGAUCGCAACAUACCUCUCAUACGCAAUAAAAAUUAAAUGAUAACCUGAUGCAUUGAAAGCAGUGUAGAAAAUAAAGACGUGAGCCUCACUUGUCUUGCAUAUUAUGUUCUCUGAUACAGUUCCUUGAAGAAUCAAUGCAUCCACUAUGAUGGUCAGUGGCAUUGAAACAGCACCCACUAGGAGAUCGGCGGUGGCCAAACUUACGAUAAGAAUGUCUGAGUUUGCCUGUAACCUACGUGAUUUCUGGAUCGCCAAGAUCGCCAACAGAUUCAAAAGAAUGGUGCAUGGACAAAUGAUAGCUACGAAGGCGAUUGCCAGCUGAAGAGAGUUUCUUUCUUCUAAGUCCCAAACAAAUUGCGGAGCAUCUGGACAAAUGAACACUGAGCGGUUGCGGUUAAAAUAGGAGUGUUUAGAGACUGAAAAGUUCAUGUUGACAAACAUGCACACCAAAAUCACUGUCGAAGAACUCGUAGUCUUUAUGCGAAUGGUCGCUCAAUAACUCUUAUUUUUUCAUUUUGAAAGACAGAAAACAAAAUAUCCAGAAGAAAACUCCCUCUAAGAGUCUAAUUUCCGUUGACCAGAAUCAAAGAUGUUGAAAAGUUUUUACUUUUUUCGGCUUUUCAGAGUUUUUUAUUUUGUUCUUGUUUGAAAAAGGUCGAUUACGGAGAAUCUGGACAAAUGAACACUGAGCGGGUUGAGAUAAAAUGGAAGUGUUAGAGACUCUAAAGUUCAUGUUGACAAACAUGCACACAGAAAAUUUCUGUCAAAGGACUCGUAGUUUUUAGCGAACAGUCGCAAAAAAACUCUUAUUUUCUCGUUUUGAAAAACAAAAACAGAAAAAAAAAAUAGGGUAGAGAAGAAAAUCCCUCUAAGAGCCUAAUUUCCGUUGACGAGAAUCAUAGAUGUUGAAACUUUUUUCAGGUUUUCAGAGAUUUUUCUUUUGUUCGUAUUUUAAAAAGGUUGAUUACGGGAGAAUCUGGAUAAAUGAACACUGAGCGGGUGGAGUAAAAACGGGAGUGUUUAGAGACUCUAAAGUUCAUGUUGUCAAACAUGCGAACCAAAAUUUCUGUCGAAGGACUCGUAGUUUUUAGCGAACAGUCGCAAAAUAACUCUUAUUUUUUUCGUUUUGAAAACGAAAAAAAAAACAAAAAGGGUAGAAAAAAAUCCCUCUAAGAGCCUAAUUUCCGUUAAGGAAAAUUUUAAAUGGUGAAAAAAAAUAUUUACAAUGUCUUUGUGUUGAGGAAACGCUGAGAAAUUACUUUUUCCAGCUUUUCAAAAAUUUUCUCUUUGUUUCUGUUUAAAAGGUUAAGUAAUGAUAUGCCAAUUUGCAGUCGCUGAAAAAUUUAAAUCUGCAUCAAUUCAGAUUACCCUGAAAAUAUAUCAAUAUUGUAUUGACUGAAUUCAGAAUUUGGCAGUGGCACACUUUCAGUUGUUAAUUCCAUCUAAGUUUAGGAAAAAGAAGGAAUCAAGAGGAGAAUAUCACCUUUUUACCUUUUAACUACAGUUGAACCCCGGUGACUCGAAUUGCCAAGGAAAUUAAAAUUACUUCGGCAAAUCGGGGUUUCGAGUUGUAGGGGAUUUGAACAAAAAGACCAGAGACACUCGAUCGAUUCCAGAUUACGCGCCAUUAUUUCUCUUCGCUGGGAAGAACUGUCAAAACUUUUUGUGUAAGUGUGUAUCGACAAAAGUCUAUAUUUGAUACAAUAUUUAAAUGAGAUUUAACGUAAUCUUCCAGCGCAAAAUGUUGUGGCUCAUUAGUUCGCAAAACUGAAAAUGGACUUCGAGUUAUCGAGGGUAAAAUUACAUAGAAAGUACUUAAAGGGAAGUAAAAAUUGGUUCGAGUUAUCGGGUUUCGAGUUAUAGAGGCUAAAAUUACAGUGAAUAUAUCAGGAAAAUCCAAGGGAAAUAAAUUUUGCUUCGAAUUUGUGGGGAAUUCGAUUUAUCAAGGGUUCGAGUCAUCGAGGUUCAGUUUACUUGGCAUGAAUGAUUUUGUGCCUUUAUAAAUUUAAUCUCAACCUAGCGUUAUUCACUGUGGAUGGAUAAAUAUUACCAACUUUUCCUUGGUUCUUUUAUAGCAUUAAAACGAUGCAAAGAAAUUGGAUUUCUUCAAGCAGUUUCUUUCACGGCUGUGUGAAUUACUUUUAAAUAGCUUACGAUGAUAGUAUCCCUAAUAUUUGCCCAACAAAGCGAUAAAGAAUUUACACGUUUCGUUUAUGGUAAGAGAAGAGUUUUUAGAAGACAUGGAUCUACCCCAAUUUUGAUGUCUAAAGCGUCAAAUUUUGUUUAGCUGAAGGUUAGAAAUUUAUUUAUUUAUAGCAUCGUCUACUCUUUCCUUUUUUUCCUUUUUUUAAAUUCAUUCUUAUUUUUAUUUUUUUUUUAGUUUUGUUUAUUGGUCAACUGAUCAAAACGACUCAAAAACCAAGCCACUCUUUUUCUAACGAGCACACCAUUGCUUGCGCUUUUUAUUAACCCGGAGUUAUGUAUUCUUCGUUUGCAAUUUAUAUAAUGAGCAAAAGUUUUCGGAGCUUAAUCAUCAGCUUCUAUAUAAUUUAUUUAAGGAAAAAAUGCAACCAUUGCUUGUCAAAGAUGACCCGAAAUACAAAUUAUAGACACAAAGAAAGCGACACCGUCUUGCACGAAGAUAAAGGAAAACGAUAUUUUAUAAUAAAUUUUAAAGUGGUGCACAGAAAAGGAGUACUUUGUCAGAAUAUCAGGGUAAGAAAUUUUUUACACUCGUCUUCUUUGCUUCCCGUUUUAGCAGUUAAUGAAACACGUUGAAAUCGAUGUGAUAAAAAGAAAGUAAACCCCUUUGAGCGCCGUCCCUCAUAACCCGUGACUCUAGUUAGGACGUGAUAACAAAAAGGAAUGUUCAAAAGUAUCGAACGCUAGGGAUCAAGCACAACUAUAGCACGGUAUAUUGGCCAUUCAUGGUCAUCAGUAUAUCAGUAACGCUUUCUACAUGCUUUGACCUUGACUAUGUUUUUGCUGAUUGAUGCAUUGGAGUGAAGGCCACUACUGGAUGAGUGGAAGUUCGGCUGAGCGAAGACAGCACGCUCCUUCAAUUUUGAUAUAUGCAAAUAAGUGCUUACAGGACGGAGAUUAUUGAAGUCGCCGAUGUCAAUCUUUUUGAAGAGUAGGUCGACCGGUGUUUUUUCCCAAAUCAUUGAAAAACGUACUGCACGUGACAUGAGCUUAUCAUUUUGAAAAUGACUAGUAACAGGUGUUCAAAUCAUCCAUGCGGAGUAGGCAUGGGAUCAAGUCCACACGAAUUUUGGUGCAAUUUUUUUGAUGAGGCUCUUUCAAUGCUCGCAAUCUGAACUUAUCCAUCUGUUCUUUCAAACUCCAGAAAAGCAAAUGAUGAAGCGAAAAAAAAAAAAAGCAGAGCAGAAGAAAAUAAAAAGGACCCUUUGAAGAGAAGCCGAAGGUAUUCAUUUGGUAUAUCAUAAGUUGUUUCAAACCUCAUGAGUAUAAAAUUACAUUGAAAAAAUCCCUGAAUAUAUAUGUAUAUAUUUUUUUAUAAGUGCAAAAACAGAAAACUAGUGGGAAAACUAAGGAAUAAUUGAUUACCAGGUAAUUGUGUUCUACUCGAAAACUACUGAUAAAUGACAAGGCAAAAACGACCAAGAAAUAUUUCGAGACCACAGCCUUAUUCCAAGAAUUGUAAAUUUUCAACUCGUAAGCGAAAAACGAAUGAAUUUCUUGCAUGUGCAUGAAUUUCCUAGCAUACUUGAAUCGUUGAUUACUAGAAUUCAUCACAAGAAAAUUGUGUAGGUUUGUGAAAACUCGUUCAAAAUUCCGAAAAUAUGCAAUUUUAUAAAUAGAAUAUUCUAUUGAGCAAUACCUAAGGACGUAUUAACACUUCAAAAUAAUAUUCAAUGUUCUAAGAACGAAGCGAAAAUUGUUUAAUCGUCUUACAUUUACGAAACCGGUGUGGUAAAUUUAUCAUGCUUGAGUUGUUGUUUACUAGAAUUUACGACCAAAGAAUUGCCUAGUUUUGUAUCGAAAAUCUUGGAAAUUUUAUGAUUUUAACACAAGAUUUUCUACUGAAAAACACUUUUGAUAAAUGUCAUCACUAAGAGAUAAAAUUUACCGUUCCAAAGAGGAGUCUACAAAGCCACACUUGAAGUCAUGAAGCUCAGUUAUGUUUUUUCCUUCCAGCCACAAUUCAUAUCGCCCUUAGGACUAUGAAGCUAAUUUCGUCGUCUGAAAGAAUCAAAUGCUCAUGAAUUGUUUUGCGAAAAGAGUAUCGUUUAGCAAAUUUCAUUUUGAGCUCACAAAGGUCUAUAUAUUUCAAUAGGGAUGGAGCGGAAAAAAACAAAAACUUAAAAGGUACGUUUAAAACCUCGGUGUAAUAAAAGUAUUCAAACAUCAUAGGGAAAAGAUGAAAUUGGAUAGCAGAAAUAUGUAUUUAUUAUGCUGAUUUUAGUUAAAGGAUUUACAUGACAAAACUUUGCGAAGUAACCAAUUAAAGCUAUAAAAAUUGAUUCUAAUCUGGAUUUUUUAAUGAAAGUCUUCUAUUUGUUUUGGAAUAGUCAUGCCCCCAGAACUGCAAUACAACGCAUCACGUGGUUUCGUCCCUUUUACCCAUGUUCGUCGGUCACAACUUCUUUACAUUUUCUCAUUAAAAUUUUAUUUAAAUGCUAAUCCACCCAAUUUUUCAAGAGAUCGGCGCCCAAACUAUGGCGGAUAAUCACAAAUAAUCCAUUUCCUUAAAGGUAUUUAUUUCAAUAGACUUAUUCAUUCACGAGCCUGUGUCAAUACCCCAAAUUAAAAACAAUCUCUUGGCCAAAAUCACAAUUAUUAAUGUCAUGCUGAUAUCGAUAUCGGUAAGAUUUUGAAUAAUCAGAAAGAUACCACUUAGGUAAAAUCUCAUUUUUAUUUCAAAGAGUGCCAUGAGAAAAAAAAAGCAAGGCUAUGUUCAGAUCAGGAGAGCAGCUAUGAUAAUGAUGUUUUCAGAGUUGAACAACUGUAUUUGGAAAGGGUUUACGGAGUGACCGCUGAGGCAAACUUGGAUAUAACGCCACUGCUAUUGGAAUUCGUUAAUGAGUUAUCAGGAUCAUAGUUUAUCUUUUUUGGAACAUGGAGGUUACUGCGAAUAAGAAAAAAAUUGAAUUAGUACCUAGACUGUCUAUGAUAAAGUUUGACUGAUUAUGGUUAUUAAUCAAUCCAUCAAUUAAAUCAGAAAGUUAGUAAUUGCAUUUAAUCAAUUAGUAAAUCAAUCAGUUAGUCAGUCGGUGAGUUAGUCAGUCCGUCCGUAAAUCACUCAGUCAGUUCGUCAGUAACUCAGUCGAUCAGGCAGUGAAGCAAAAAAGUAAGUUAGUGGGUCAGUCAGUCUUUCGGCUAGUCAGUCAUUCAGUCUAUCCGUCAGCCAGUCAGUCAAUCCGUCAGCCGGUCAGUCAAUCCGUCAGCCAGUCAUACAGUCCGUCAGUUAGUCAGUCAGUAAGAAAGCCAGUCAGUCAGUCGGCUAAAUUCAAGAAUUCAAGUAUAACUUUCAGCUUGCUUGUAUUCUGAAAAGGCUUGGAUUAUUUCUGCCAUCUAAGUUGACGAUGGUAAGAACAGUAGAUCUAUUUAUACGGUGCCGGUAAGAACAAAACAAAGUCACAAAACCUACAACACAAACACAAACUUAAAACAGAAUCACAAAAUCCGCAACAUUAACACAAAACUCUACAACAUAAACACAAACUUAAAACAGAAUCAAGAAUACGCAACAUUAACACGAAACUCAAAACCUAAUAGCAAAACUUAUGACAUGAAUAUAAAACUUAAAACAUCAUCUCAAAAUCCAUAACACUAACACAAAAAUCAAAACAUAAUUACGAAACCCACAACACCAACACAAAACUCGUAAAAACACGUUCGUAAAAACGCCAACUAAUACAAAGGAUAAUAAAUGGCUUUUUUUCAUUUACCGCACGUUUGAAAACAUAACCACAAAAGUCGUCAAAUGAUUAAUACAAAGAAACUUUAAUGACCAGAAAGAUAAAUUUCUUUGUUUCAUUUACUGUACGUGGGAAAACAUAUCCGGAAAAAAUAACCACCAAAGUUGUAAUAUGAUUGAUUCAAAGAGACUUUUAAGACUAGAAAGGAAAUACAAAAAACCUUAAAUUGGCAGUAACAAAGCCUCAGUAAAAUAAUUUUUCUUAGCUUAAAAUAAACUAAGGGAAAUCUCGAAUGAAAGAGUGUUUUAUGUUCACCAAGUCCUUGCUCUGCCCAGUGGUCAAAGGCGACUCCCAGUGGCGGAUCCAGACUUCAUUCUAAGAUGGGUGACCGAAAAAUUUUCCUGCCCUUCGGGACUUAAAUUAAGGUGGGGGCUCUAAAAUAUUUUCGGCCUUUCGGGCCUUAAACGCUUCUAUUGAGUUUUUUCACCAAAAGACGACAAUCACGGAAUUUUUGGGAGUGAGGCGAAAAAGAGCGGAAAAAACCCUUUUGUCCCCAGGCUUCCCAUCCAAGUUUUGGUUUACUGUGACACGCGCGAUGUUGCAUACUGACUGGCUUUCUUGUUCUACUAAUCAUGAGCUUUAAGUUUGUGUUUCUAGCUUUGUUUUUGUGUUGCGGUUUUUGUGUUUGUGUUUCAAAAUUUGUGAUUGUUUCAAGUUUUUUAGUUGUGUUUCAAGUUAAGUGUUAGCGUUUACGUUAUACGUCUGCGUGUCGUGUUUUGUGAAAGUGUUUUAGGUUUGUGUUUCAUAUUUCAAGUUUUAUGUUAGAAUUUACGUUUCGCGAUUGUGUGACAUUUUUUGUGUCAGUGUUUAGGAUUUUGUGUCUAUGAUUCAAAUUUUGUGUUACUGUUUUAGGUUUUGUGUUCCAUGUUUCAAGUUUUAUGUCAGUGUUUUAGGUUUUGUCUUUGUAUUUCAAGUUUUGUGUUACUGUUUCAGAUUUUGCAUUUUUGUUUUAAAUUUUGUGUUAGUGUUUUAGGAUUUGUGAUUCAGUUUUGUUCCUACCUGCCACGGUACAUUUGAAUACAACGACACCUUUUUUUUUUUUUUUCCUUUCACGAGAUGAAACCGAGAACAAAAGCAAAGUACACAAACAUACCGCCCGAAAAGACAAAAACAAAAAUAGAACAAAGAAAUCAAAAUAAACAAAACGAAACAAAACAACAACAACAACAACAACAAAACCGAUAAAAGAUAAGCCGAGACGCUUUUCGCAAUCGUAGUAAUUAUUCAGCGAAAAAAGGCCAGCAGCUUUUCUUCCUUAUUUUUUCCUUUCUUUUUUUUUUUAAAUAUGUACAUCUUCCUUAAACGUUGAACGCCAAGGAUCUUACCUAAUAAAUAUAUGUGUGUACAUAAGUCCCAUAGGGUGUUAAUUAACAUAAAACAUUUCCCAUUCUACGCAGUCUACCUUGGGCGACCCUUUGAAAAUUGGUAUAAUUUUCUUCCCUAUUUUUUGAUCGGAAAAUGAAACUGUGCUCCGAUUCUUUGCAGAACAUAUAAUUUUAUUAUUGUUACAGCCUUAGUAAGAGCGUUGGGGUAACUAAUUUGAACUUGUUAUUUUUAUCAUCACUGCUGGCUUUGUUUUGUGGGCGCAAACUCGCUUGUGUUAAUUGCCCGUUGCAUUAUGAGAAAUGCAAAUAAAAAAAAAGUUUUCGUUUUUAAUAUGUUGCGUAGGAAAUAAAUCAUUCUCAGUCUUAAUUUUGUUUUUCGAGGAUGAUUUUCGAUUAGUUCCAUUUAGAAAACUAUUUUUAUUUUUAAAGGAAAAUUUUCGCUUUUGCAUCCUAGAUUCAUUCGAAUUUUGUAUCAUUUUACAAAAUUGGCUAAAUAAUCCAAACAGAUAAUGUUCAAAUUUCUCCAACAACUGACUCAAUGAAGCAUCGAGUAAACAAAAACAUGAAAUUGGAUCGAAGCGACAUCAUUCAAGAUGCGAUUGAUUUCUUGGCUUGUCAUCUUUUGCACAUCUGUGACAAAAUUUGGAUCAGAUCAUGAUCGAAGUAUUUUAAGAAGGGCGUCAAUUUCAAAUCUAUUUUCGAAUCCUCUCAAAAAUAAAAACUCUUUGCACAGCUGAUUACAUUUUAUUCAUGCAUUUGACAAGAGAAAAUUAGCACGCUAACGGAUGUAUACUAAUUUUCCACAAAGUUUCACCAUUAUUUUUGUUUUCUAUACUACUCGAUGGCAUCUCCUUUGAUAUGCCAAUCAAUUAUUUUAAAGACCAUCGAUCGACGUCCUGUUUGUUUCCCACUACUUUAGAAAAAUUAAUCACUUAAACACCGUAGGAGUGCUAAACAUAAUCAUUUCGGUAUGUCAGAAGUUUCUGACAUUUUAGAUCCUGCCUUUUUUGUCAUGUGUAUUUAAUUAUGUUUCCUCAACGAACAAAAGCGCUACAAUUGGUCAAUAUGCUAAGCAGGUGUUUUUAUUGCUGCUGAUUGGUACUUCCAAAUAAACAUUUCAAUUUUUCGGGAUGCUUUCCAAAUCGAUUAAUUUCCUCUGCGACGCGUACUUCCAUUACAUGUGAUUUCAUAUCUUCCUUGCGAUGUUUAAGAAAUGCGUUUUUUUCAUUACUCUUCUAAAGAUAUUUUUUGAGAGAAUCGUCGCAUUGCAGCCUUCAUCGAAAAACGAUCACAUUUUACCUGGUUACGUUUUUAAACGGUUUCACACCAAAGAUUGGUUAUUCUGUAUUCGGGCUUGUCACAAUGAAGCAGGUUGUAUCUCAUAUAACUACGACAGGUCGUCUGGAGGCAAUGGGCUGUGUGAACUGAACGAAUGUGGUAUUGAAGUCACUUGCAACGGUAUUGGCUCCCUUACAUUCCUGAUGGGCUUUCUCUUCCAGCAAAUAAGGAGAGGAAAGGUCAGUAAAAUCUCAAAGAGUUUCUGGUUGUAAAUGAUUGUAUCGAAUUUCUAAUUUGAUCUGUAUCUUCUGUUUUUUUAACAUUGAUACCGAAACGUGAUACAAAGUUAACAGGAAUAUCUGAAGUAAAACCAUAACACAUUCUGAAAGAAGUGAAUACAUUUCACAAGCAUUCAAAAAGGUUCAUUCCACUCUGUAUGUGAAUAAAUUUCUCAAGUUAAAGAUUAUUUUGCAUCCGCGCAACCAUAGAGACUUUGUCGUUUUCUACAAAUUUUGGUUGAUGUCUACAUAGUGCGAUUCUCUCGUUGCUAUCUAGAAGACGUUUUGGAACCUUUCUCAUUAUCCAUAACCUUGAGCUAGGUAAGUCACCGAUCUCUUGAUAAAUUUCUGCUCUCAAUAGAGGCGAGGUCGCGUGAGUUGUGAAGUGCUACUACCGUAAUUUCCGGUCGAUUACCCGCGGGUAAUCUGUUGAUUUUGCAUUAAAUCCGCGCCACUGCGGGUAAUAGGGAGGUGCGGGUUAUGUGACAAUUUUAAAUUCUUCUGGAAGUUGAAUUGAAAAAAUUUCUCACCUACCUGCGUUUCCACCUCUCAAAUGAAUUUUAUUGUAUCAAAAGUGCCACAAAGCGGCACGAAAACAUGAUGCCAACUCGAGUUUAUUUCACGCAUAAUUAGUUGCGUGACAAACAAAUUUUUAUCGGCACGCGUGAAAACAAAACCUUGAUGGUGACAAAAAUAAUCCAAGGAUAUCCGGCGCAUCAGUAACAAAUUUCCAGUUUUCACUAGCUUGAGCUAAAGAGAAUUUUCCCGUUUUAAGGGACUUGUUAGGCCCAGUAGAACAGGAGAUAUCGAUUUUUUUGAGAAAUUGCCGACAGUAAUUUUAAAUCCCAAAUGCAUCACCAGAAUGUUGAAAAUAAUAGGUGCGAAACUUAACUAAUUUCGCGCUGAAAAAGUAUUUUAACGACAAAUGAACAAUGGAUAUUGCUCAUUACGCUCCUACAUGCUAUAAAAAGGUAACUGACUGAAUAAGAAUUAUAAACCUCGAUCAUUCGCGAUAAGUGUAUCUACGAGUCACCAAUUAAGUUAAAAUGCCUGCUGUGAAACGCCCACGUCACAGUUUUACGUUUGAUUAUAAGCUUAGAGUAAUAACUCUUGCCGAUGAAAUCGGUAAUAGAGCAGCAGCAAUAAUCAAUCAAUAAAGUAUAAGCUAAUAUUGACACAGAAUUGUGCACAUGUCUGAAUCGAAAGACUGAAAUGUAUCGCCUUAAUGUCACGUUUUCGCCACCGAAAAAGUUGAAUAACAACGUGCGGGUUAUCCACCGGUGCGGGUAAUCCGUUGACUUUUUUUUUCGCCGUAUGCAAUAAUCGGCCGGUGCGGGUAAUCGGCCGUGCGGGUAAUCGACCGGAAAUUACGGUAAUUAAAUAAUUUUGUCGCUGUCAUUAGUGUUACAGGAGCUGUGUAGAAAUUCAAGAUUACAUCCCAGGAGCGGUGAGCGGUGUGUACAAAAUUUAUCCGAUGUCAAAUACUAAACCAAUUGAAGUAUACUGCGACCUCGAAAUUGCAGGGGGCGGAUUCAGUUUCCUUCCUCACAGCCUUACUCUGAGGUCAGAUGCUCAGCAGAUUGUCGAAGUUCUCUUCAAAGACAAGAAAAACGUUUUGCUGAAGUUGAAGAAAAAAGUCGAUGGCAGCGAGUGGUACACUUUGAUUCAGCCCCACCCGAAUUACGCCGACAUCGAUUUUGGCGUCUUGGUGAACAACUUCUCUGGUUACACCAAACCAAAAAACGCUUUCAUGCAGAAAUACGUAUUCCUUGGCAUCCUCCCAAAAUCAAUAGCGAAAAGGAAAACAACCCAGGGUUUCAGAUCUAAUGGCAUCAUGCUAGAGUUUUGGAACUGCGAUGCCAAUCCCAACAGCUUCUUUGCACUUUUUCCAAACCAUUAUCAUCAAUUACCACAAGAUCAUGGCAAGACGACAGGAUAUGAAAAUAGCGGAAUCGCAGUAAACUGGCGUUCCCAUGCCAAAGCUGUCACUAGUGGCAGUCUGAAAAUGCCAAAUAAGUUCUUUUUCCUGACAGAACUGCAUUUUGGUGGCUGUGGCUGCUACACCUCAAGCGACCGGUGGAAGAAGUUUGGUUAUAACGCCACUGCCAUUGGAAUUCGUUAG